UUUAAUAAAAUUUUGUCUAUCACAGAUUUUUUAACGCAAUGACCUGGCACCCCUGCGAAGUAUGUGCGUGAAAAAUUUUUCAUUAGUUUAGCUGCUAUUUUCUAGUCAUUCGAAUAAAGAGCGCAACUUAAGUAUUUUUUCUCCAAUCGAUAUCAUAUAAUGGGGAAAACUAAAUUUGAUCGGAACUGGAUGACGUUGGUGGAUCCCAACGGACAACUUUUCUCCGAUUACAUCAUAUACGACGAAGAAAACCAAAGUACACUUUUUAAAGUGUACUGUCGUAUUUGCAACCGUAAGAAAAUCACGUUCGAUAAUCGAGGAAUCUCUGCUUUGAAAGAUCAUGCUCGAAGUGCUAAACAUAAAGGAUUAGCCAAUAUAAACUCGAUGCCUCAGCAGUUACGGUUGAAAGCAACAAGAGAAGCUUCUGUUAAACAAAAUGAACCUGGCACUAAACCUGCUAAUGAGGCAAAUACAAUUCGGCUCUAUGCUACUAACGAGCAAAUAUUGGAGAAGGAAUUGAUUUGGACGAUACACGCUGUUUUGAAAAACGAGUCCUUCAAUUCCGCCGGAAAGGACGAUAAGAUCUUGCGACUCAUCGCACCAAACGACCUUAAAGGGUUCAAUCUGAAUCGGCAGAAGAUGACUCAUUUUGUUAAUGAAGCUAUAGGACCAUAUUUCAAAGACCUUUUCUUAAAUGAUGUCAAAGGGAAAUACUUUUCGCUUCUGUUCGAUGAAUGUGAAGCCAGCAAUAAGUUAAAGGAGCUUGGAAUAUUGAUAAAGUACCAUUCACCGAAGCUCGAAAGGCUUAUUAGUUUCCAUCUCGAAAGCAAAUUCAUAGGUAAAGCUACAGCGGAAGUAUUACUGUUGCACGUAAAUGAUGCUCUACGUAACAAUAAUAUGAGUACAGACUUCUUAGUUAUGGUUGGGCAUGAUGGACCAAAUGUAAAUAAAUCUUUUUCAAGAAAGUUGAACAACGAGUUAAUCAGAGAACGUGGGUACGGAUUAAUCUAUAACAAUUCUUGCAUAAUACAUACCAUACACAAUGCUUUCCGCUAUUCGGUUAAGAAGUUCGGAUAUGAUGUCUCGGAUCUUGCAAAAUACUUAUUUUAUUACUUCGAGGUUCCUGCAAAAUGGGAAAACUUUCAUAAAAAUUGCAACAAGAAACCUAAACGUUUUCAAAAACACAUCGAGACGCGAUGGGCAUCUCUUGGAGCAGCUGCGUCGACUAUACUUGCAAAUUUUGAUCAACUUAAACAACUCAAGCUAAAUAUUCAAAAAAUGAAUAAGCACAGUUUCUAUGAGAAAGAAAUUUUGAAAUUACUUACCCUUCCUGAUAUAAAAGAACAGAUAAUGUUCAUUAUUGAAAUAACGCAAGAAGCAGAAUCAUUGAUAAAAUUUUUGGAAACAAAUGAUUUUAUAUUGUUUGAUGUUUACGAUAAGAUUAAUAAGUUUAUCGCAAUGUUUUUGACGAGAUUCUACGAUCCCGAAAAAAUAGCAAUUGCGCUGGAUGAAAAAAGGUUACAGGAGGAUGAUCUCUUGAGCGACGAAGAUGUUAUUAUUUACAAAUCGGUUUGUGAUGGUGCUGGAAAUACCGUACAGUGGCCUACAUUCAAACAACGCGUCAAGAAACAUUAUUUCACAUUUGUAAAUUAUUUGUUCGAAAAAAAAAUUCUUUGCAAUUUUUUGAAGCUUGUUAGUUUUAUGAAACCCCAAAAAAUUAAAGAUGGGCAAUCGUUUCAGCAAUUGGUCGAGCUGGCCGAAUUGGUGAAUUUCCACCUUGACAAAACCAAAAUUUACGAGGAGGUGGUUCUGGCAAGUGUUUUCUUCAGUGGACAAAACUUCGAUUGUAUGCUCUCCGACCUCGAGUUCUACAAAUUGCUAUUUCAGCAGAGCUGUUGCCAGGAAUUACAAAAACUUUUCGAUAUAUGUUCUUGCGUUUCGCAUUCUAACGCGGAAAUCGAAAGAAGAUUUUCACACUCAAAAAUAUUGAUGUCUGAUGGAAGAUCCCGUCUCGGUGAAAACACAUUCAAUAAUGCAAAGAACAUAAUAAAUGGAAUGCUAUUCUUCGACAAUAUGGUCACUAAUUUUGUUUGUGAUAAAAAUCUCAUUCUUAAAGCAAAAUUUGCACGACAGGCUUACGAAGCGAAGAUGGACAAGAAAAGAAAUGAAGAAGAAAAUGCUCAAAGGAAACAAGAUGAAGAGGAAAAGAAAGACAUUCAGAGUAAAAUCCGACAACAAGAGAAGGCGCUGUCUCAGAAAGCAAAAGCUAAGCAGGAGGCGAUGAAUUUAAUUGAAAGAGAAAUUAAAAAGAUUAAAUCAGAUCAUCCGGAUGUGGCCUACCUUAAAAUUCUUCUUUCCGAGAAGGAAAAGCUUGCCGAGCAAGAAGAUAUUGAAGCAAAAAAAUUAGUUUCUCUGAAGUCUGUUUAGCUUUUUCAAAAUUACAGAAUUGUAAGCAAUUUAAUUUUCACUGUUACAAUUCAUCUAACUAAGAACAUCUAAAAAGAUAUAGAAUAAAAACGAAAUCAUUUUCAUGGGAUUUUGUAUGUUGAUUUAUUUAUUGUGUUUAUAUGAUAAACUAAUGGACAUUUUUAAAUUAUAUUCAAGUAGAUUUGCAAGUUCUGCGGUAAGUAUCAUGCGCAUAAAAAUUGUGGUACAAACGCUUCGCUCGAAUAUCGCGCGUUUUUAUUUUCAACUUGGCGCGGAUUUCGCGCGUUUUAGUGUUCGACUUCGCGCGGAUUUCGCGCGUUUUGAUUUUGAAAUUUUUCGUAACAACCCUGCAAUA
This is a messenger RNA of Malaya genurostris, 2782 nucleotides long. RefSeq lists its product as uncharacterized. The coding region runs from base 160 to 2427 and encodes 755 amino acids. The transcript has 4 exons. Lineage: Eukaryota; Metazoa; Arthropoda; Insecta; Diptera; Culicidae. The record is from RefSeq and is a predicted model, not a curated record.